CUCCUAAUAAUUCUAAUAUCAGAAUCAGCACACCUAAUAUGGACCCUGAGAUGCGAAGGAGUAAUACGAGACGCGAAACACAACGAAGAGACCGUUAUAAAACGAUGUCAACACGCAAUAGACAAGCGACUACAGUUAGAUAGAGCGAUAGCAAGCAAAUCCAGACGAGACACCAAAGCGGCGAUGCGGGCCCAAGCCACGUGGAUUAACGUCAUAGACGACACAGCCUUGGCAACCCCUCCAAACAACUGGGUGCCUUGA
Suillus subalutaceus is the source of this 261-nucleotide messenger RNA. RefSeq lists its product as uncharacterized. The transcript has a single exon. The record is from RefSeq and is a predicted model, not a curated record. Lineage: Eukaryota; Fungi; Basidiomycota; Agaricomycetes; Boletales; Suillaceae. The annotation marks the transcript as partial.